AGCUUCUCAUUCUCUCGACAAUGUCUAAACUAUUAGUUCUUCGUCUCUGUUUCGUUCUCAUUGCUUCUUCUUCUCUGUUUCAUGUCGGAACUUCCAUAACUCACAAAUCUCAAGACGGAUCUGAAGAAUGGGGCUACGUUCAAGUCAGACCCAAAGCCCAUAUGUUUUGGUGGCUUUAUAGAAGCCCUUCCAGAGUGGACGCCGGUUCCAAGCCAUGGCCGACCAUUCUCUGGUUGCAGGGCGGACCGGGUGGCUCAGGAACUGGGUUUGGGAACUUCCUGGAAAUCGGGCCGUUGAACUUAAACUUGAAGCCGAGAAACUCAACAUGGCUUCAAAAAGCACACCUCUUGUUUGUGGACAAUCCUGUCGGGACCGGAUAUAGCUACGUGGAGAGUGGAGGUGAAUUUGUGAAAGGCGAUGUGGAGGCGGCAAUCGACAUGACGACUUUGCUGACUGAGGUUUCGAACGACAUUGUCGGCCUACGGAACGCUACUUUGUACAUCUUUGCAGAGUCUUACGGCGGUAAAUUCGCCGUCACUCUAGCUUUGUCCCUCCUUCAGGCCAUUCAAGCAGGCAAUUUGACCCUUAAUCUCCGAGGAGUUGCCCUAGGAAACAGUUCAGGGAGUUAUCUUUUAAAUUUAAGCAAGGAGAGAACUGUUUUAUUAUGUGGAAAUGAGAAGCACACCAAAGGCUUCACUAAGUCCCAUGAGAACUUGCACUUCUAUUGGAUCCUUGAUGCAGGCCAUUUUGUUCCUGUGGAUCAACCUUGUGUGACAUUAAAUAUGGUGGAUGCAAUCACAGAGUCUCCAGCUUCUUGAUGCAGUU
Cucurbita moschata (crookneck pumpkin) is the source of this 825-nucleotide messenger RNA. RefSeq names its product serine carboxypeptidase-like 51. Gene Ontology annotation, molecular function: serine-type carboxypeptidase activity. The transcript is spliced from 9 exons. The record is from RefSeq and is a predicted model, not a curated record. Lineage: Eukaryota; Viridiplantae; Streptophyta; Magnoliopsida; Cucurbitales; Cucurbitaceae. Bases 21 to 818 code for a protein of 265 amino acids. Gene Ontology annotation, biological process: proteolysis.